UCGAUAAGUGCCAACCAGUUACAAUAAAGUCCUCCUCGCUCACCAUGCACACACGCCGUGUCGCACAUCCCCACUGCAAGCCAUCUUUCAAAACCUGGCGGUGGACUGUGAAGCUGCCACACUGCAGGAACAACAUCUCCACACAAGAUGUGCCGGCGCAAUGCAGAGAGAGGAUGAAACUCCAGCACCCUGUGUACAGCUGUGUUCCCAGAAAGACAGGGGAAUGAAACAACCUGACAUGAGCCCGCGUCGCCUGUCAGAUAUCAGCCCUCAGCUCAAACAACUGAAAUCGCUCGUCAUUGAUGAAGAGCUAAAUGAAGAAUUAAAGUCAUCGAGAUCAGUGGAGUUCAUCAACAGUGCGUCUAUAGAGGAGCGAAUCCUGAGGAUUACUGGUUACUAUGGUUAUAAGCCCUGGAGUGCACUCUACAGAGAAGAGAACCAAUCCAGCAAAGCAAAAGUGGAAGUAAAGGUAGAUGGCCGUGGUGCCACAUCAACAGUCAAGUCAGAGCACUCAAACAGACGACAGAGUCUGCGCUGCUGUCUGCACAUGACUGCCGUCCACCUGCACAGAGCACUGUGGGGUGUCGCUAUGGUCAUCUGUAUCUGCUUGUCCUGGUCAGGCAGCACUCAGCUGGCCAAAAUAACAGUCAGACGCUUAAAUGUUCCUUUCACCCUCACUUGGUUCUCCACCUCCUGGAACGGUGUCAUCUUUCCUCUUUACUACAUGGGUCACCUGUGCUGUACAAAGGACAGACAGACCCCUAGACAGCGAUUCAGAGAGUGUUGUCAGUUCUUGGGAGAUGAUGGUCUUUCUCUAAAGACGCUGCUCUCUCGAGUGGCUCCGUUUGGACUUCUGUGGACUCUCACCAGCUACCUGUACCUGCAAGGCCUUCGCAGGAUUCCCGCCACUGAUGCCUGCGCUCUCUUCUGCUGUAGUCGGGCCUUUGUCUUUCUAAUAUCCUGGAUUGUACUUCGGGAUCGCUUUUUGGGAGUACGGAUUGUGGCAGCCAUUUUAGCCAUCGGGGGAAUUGUUAUGAUGACAUAUGCAGAUGGUUUCCACAGCCACUCUGUCAUUGGGAUCUCUCUCGUUGUCGGAUCUGCAUCAACAGCUGCUAUGUACAAAGUUCUAUUCAAGCUUGUUCUGGGUAGGGCUAAGCUCGGUGAAGCAGCUGUUUACCUCACCCUCCUCGGUGGAGCUAAUUUGGUCUUCAUUAGCGCCGUACCCCUGAUCCUGCUUCUCACAGGGGCUGAAGACUUUGUUUCACCUGGAGAUUUGCCAUGGACAAGCAUCUGUGGCAUGGCUGCUCUUUUGCUGGUGUUCAACUUCCUCUUGAAUUUUGGUGUUUUGAUAACACUUCCUACUCUGAUAUCUUUGGGUGUUGUCCUUAGUGUUCCUGUCAAUGCUGUCAUAGACCGGUACAUGUGUGAGAUCCAGCUCAACAGUGUACGAGUCAUAGCGGCGUCCAUCAUUUGUUUGGGCUUCCUUUUGCUCCUGUUGCCUGAAGACUGGGACCAAUGCCUGCCACACUUACGGUCCAUGCUGUACAACCGGGAUCAGCCACAAGAGUGUGCCAGAGGCAAGCAUCUGGAGACACUUCCCAUUAGAUUAAAAGAGACCAGGAACUGCAAUUCUUUAGUCACUUCCACUAUUAACUGACCUAGAUGGCAUUAUAUUCACAAUUUGUGAAAUUGCAACCCAAAACAGGUGAAAAACAAUUGUUUUGAGAUAUGAACAGAUAUGACGGAGGAUGCACGAAAUGUUAAACACAGAGACGGCUGUUGCACAGUGAGAAUGUGGGAAAAAUAAUUUUAAGGACUUUGUUACUAGUGUUCAAAACUGGACCACUGAAUGGGCAAAAGCAAUGUUAUCAGUAACCACGGCAAUAUGUUCUAUAUUGACCUCUUAUAUCUUAUUUAGAUUGUGUGUCGCUUCAUGUGUUGAAGUAACUUAUAUAUUGCCAGUUUCUACACUAUACCCUGCUGACAUACCGUCAACUCUUCAACAAAACAUUAUACUCUUGAUAUGUUGUAUAAUCUCAGACUAGUUCUACUCUGUAUAUGCAUUUUACAGUGUUAUGGUCUCAACGGUAAUCUGUAAGAAUGGCUAUACUCACCGAUUCCUCAGAUUAAUCUUACA
Molecule: messenger RNA, 2137 nt
Organism: Paramisgurnus dabryanus
Lineage: Eukaryota; Metazoa; Chordata; Actinopteri; Cypriniformes; Cobitidae
Gene: slc35f3a
Product: solute carrier family 35 member F3a
Cellular component (GO): membrane
Source: RefSeq, a predicted model, not a curated record